Molecule: messenger RNA, 1737 nt
Organism: Naegleria gruberi
Lineage: Eukaryota; Heterolobosea; Eutetramitea; Acrasida; Naegleriidae
Exons: 1
Coding region: 1-1737 (578 amino acids)
Source: RefSeq, a predicted model, not a curated record
AUGAGACAACAUCCCUCUCAGACUCAAGCGAUUAACGAAUAUUACGAGAAUGAUAUGCUCAUGGAUGAAGAUCAAAAUCUCUCUGAAGAUGAGCUUGAACAACAAGAUGUAGAAAUACACGGAGAAAAUAUAAUGUUUGAGGAUCAAGCAGAAGAUGUGGAUGAACAAUAUAUUUUGGACCAUUAUAAUCCUCCACAAUCACCAAUGAAAAGCCUCAAUAUUAGUAAUAAUUCGGGAAAUGAUGAAGGUACUGGAUCCACAACAACUGAUGAUUUCGGAAUCCCACAUGUUUCUAUCAAUUUACAAACAGCCUCUCCUUCGUCUUAUAAGAAAAAACCAACUUUUGGUACUUCGGAAGGUUCUGUUAGUUCUACUAAGAAUCCUUAUUAUUCCUCACCAAAGAAAGCCACAACAGUUAAAAUUGGUACACCCCAACAACAACAACAGGAUGAUAAAAAGAGAUCUAUCCUAAAGGAAAACAAUGAAGAGGAGGGAUACCGUAAUCCUCAAGUGAUUCCCCAACCUUCAAAUGUUCCAACCAAGAAGGCAUCACCAAGAGUUAAGUUUGACAGUACUCAAACCUCAGUUAUGGGAGUUGCAACAGCAUCUUCCCAAGAUAUGAUGUCCCAUGAAGAAUUCCAGAAACGUUUCAUUGAGAGAGCUUCAUCACCUCCUCCAUUUUCUGUUAUCACAGAGGAAAAGCUUGCCAAGUUAGAUGAUCUGGAAAAGUUGGUUUCAAAUGUUGUUGAAAAGAUUAUCAGUGAGAAGACUGAAGAGAUUAAGAACUUUUCUGAAUAUCUCAAUACUGGAGUUUUACAAGUUAUGGAAACACAAUUCAACACGAUGGCUAAUGUAAGAAAUUCUCCAUCCUAUACAUUUGAAGAAUCUCCUCAAUUUAAGGAGCUUUUGGAAAAAUUGGAGUUUUUGAAUGCAGAAAAUGAACAUUUAAAGUUGCUUUUGGAAGAAAAAGAGCUUGAAGUUGAUAGUCUUAGAGAAGAAGCAGAAACAAUGAGACAAAGAUACAUAAUGGAUAUUGAUAAGUUGACUUCUGAAGUUGCAGAAUCUAGGCUUCCAAGAAGAAGCCCUGAACCUGCUGAUCAUGUUAAAAACAGAAUAGAAAGACCUGAGGAAGAAGACGAAGAAGAACCAAGAAACUAUGACAGCCCUAAGAGAAAUUCUCCACCACCAAGUAGAACUCCUCCACCUACAAAUGUUUCAUCUAGAACUCCUGAACCAGCAAUGAGAAGAAGUAUUGACUUUAAUUCAGCUGUAAGAUCAGCUCUUCAAAGUAUGUCAAAGGAUCAAACCAACCCACUCUCCAAAUCAUUUGAUUCCAAACAAUUCCAAGCAGAAUCUCAAGAACCACAAGAUGGUGAAUCAUCUCCUGAACCAAUGAGCGUUGACAGAACACAAAAAAAGACAAACAAAACGCUUGAUUCAAUCACUGAAAGAAUGUUGAGAUCUCUCAAAGGACCAGUUAAGGCUGAAGACAAUGCUAAACAAAUCGAUAAGAUGGUUGGAGAAAUUAGAGAACAAUUCAAAGAAAGAGGUGUUAUGUUACCUCUGAAGAAAGUUAAAGAUUGUGUGUUUUCACUUGGGGACGGUAAAACAGCUAGGAAGGUGCAUCUAAAUAUUAUUAAUGGUGUGUUGAAAGUUAAAAUCGGAGGUGGAUAUGAUGAUUUUAUGAAAUUCCUUUCUCAGUCAGUUCGUUUACUGCAAGUUAAAAAGAAAUUGUAA